Molecule: messenger RNA, 5650 nt
Organism: Acomys russatus (golden spiny mouse)
Lineage: Eukaryota; Metazoa; Chordata; Mammalia; Rodentia; Muridae
Gene: Ly75
Product: lymphocyte antigen 75
Exons: 39
Coding region: 38-5650 (1870 amino acids)
Molecular function (GO): signaling receptor activity
Source: RefSeq, a predicted model, not a curated record
GAGCCGGUGUGAGCAGCUGAGAGUCCUGGGACCGGAGAUGGGGACGCGCUGGGCCACCCCAGGCCGGGCGGCGGGGCUGCUCGUGCUGUUGCUGCGGUGCUUCAGGCUUGUGGAGCCUUCUGAGCUCUCAGGUAACGAUCCAUUCACCAUCGUCAACGAAAACACUGGCAAGUGCAUCCAGCCACUGUCUGACUGGAUAGUGGCACAGGACUGUAGCAGAACUAAGAACAUGUUGUGGAAGUGGGUGUCCCAGCACCGGCUCUUUCACCUGGAAUCCCAAAAGUGCCUUGGCCUAGAUAUUGCCAAAGCCACAGAUAACCUGCGGAUGUUCAGCUGUGACUCCAAUGUCAUGCUGUGGUGGAAAUGUGAGCACAAUUCUCUAUACACUGCUGCCCAGUACAGGCUGGCUCUGAAAGAUGGAUAUGCCAUAGCCAAAACAAAUUCAUCUGAUGUCUGGAAGAAGGGAGGCUCCCAGGAGAACCUCUGUGACCAGCCUUACCAUGAGAUAUACACCAGAGAUGGCAACUCUUAUGGGAGGCCUUGUGAAUUCCCCUUCUUAAUUGGUGGGACAUGGCACCAUGACUGUGUUCAUGAUGAAGAUCAUAGUGGGCCAUGGUGUGCCACUACCCUAAAUUAUGAAUAUGAUCAAAAGUGGGGCAUCUGCCUAAAGCCAGAAAAUGGCUGUGAAGGUAACUGGGAAAAGAAUGAGCAGACUGGAAGUUGCUAUCAGUUUAACAAUCGGGAAGUUCUUUCUUGGAAAGAAGCUUAUGUUUCCUGUCGGAACCAAGGGGCUGACUUGCUGAGCAUCCACAGUGCUGCUGAAUUAGCGUAUAUUACGGGAAAAGAAGACAUUGCUAGGAUUGUUUGGACUGGACUGAAUCAGCUCUACUCUGCUAGAGGCUGGGAGUGGUCAGACUUCCAGCCACUGAGGUUUCUUAACUGGGAUCCAGGUGCGCCCAGUGCACCUCUGAUAGGAGGAUCGAGCUGUGCGAAAAUGGACACAGAGACAGGGCUGUGGCGAAGUGUUUCCUGCGAAUCUCAGCAGCCCUACGUCUGCAAGAAGCCUCUGAAUAGCACAGCGGAGCUCACAGAUGUUUGGACGUACAUAGAUACCCACUGUGAUGUGGGCUGGCUGCCAAAUAACGGAUUUUGCUAUCUUCUGGCAAAUGAAAGCAGCUCCUGGGAUGCAGCACACUUGAAAUGCAAAGCCUUCGGAGGCGACCUCAUCAGCAUCCAUUCUUUAGCAGAUGUGGAGCUGGUUGUCACCAAACUCCAUAGUGGGGAUGUCAAAGAAGAAAUAUGGACAGGCCUUAAGAACACAAACAGCCCCGCUUUGUUCCAGUGGUCAGACGGAACGGAAGUUACCCUGACAUACUGGAGUGAGAAUGAACCGAGUGUUCCCUACAAUAAGACUCCCAACUGUGUUUCCUAUUUAGGGAAGUUAGGUCAGUGGAAAGUCCAGUCCUGUGAAAAGAAACUCAGAUAUGUAUGCAAGAAAAGGGGAGAAGUUACUAAUGAUACACUAUCUGAUAAGCUGUGCCCGCCAGCCGACGGCUGGAAGAGACAUGGAGAGGCCUGUUACAAGAUCUACGCGAAUGAGGGCCCUUUUGGAACACACUGCAACCUGACCAUCGCUAGCAGGUUUGAGCAGGAGUUCUUGAAUGACAUGAUGAAGAAAUAUGACAAGUCCCUUCAGAAGUACUUCUGGACUGGCCUGCAGGAUGCCGAGUCCCGUGGCGAGUACAGGUGGGCCACUGCUGGGGGAGUGAAGCAGGCCGUGACCUUUUCCAACUGGAAUUUUCUUGAGCCAGCGUCUCCAGGCGGGUGCGUGGCUAUGUCUAUGGGAAAGACCCUCGGCAAAUGGGAAGUGAAGAACUGCAGAAGCUUCAGAGCACUUUCAAUAUGCAAGAAAAUGAGUGGACCCCCGGAGCCCGAGGAAGCAGCCCCGAAGCCCGAUGACCCCUGUCCUGAAGGCUGGCACACUUUCCCCUCCAGUCUUUCUUGUUAUAAGGUAUUCCACAUACAAAGAAUUGUGAGGAAGAGGAACUGGGAAGAAGCUGAAAGAUUCUGCGAAGCCCUUGGGGCACACCUACCCAGCUUCAGUCACAGGAACGAAGUAAAGGACUUUGUUCACUUGUUAAAGGACCAAUUCAGUGGGCAGCAUUGGCUGUGGAUCGGUCUGAAUAAAAGAAGCCCUGAUUUACAAGGGUCCUGGCAAUGGAGCGAUCGUACACCAGUGUCUACUGUCAUCAUGGAGCUGGAGUUUCAACAGGAUUAUGACAUCAGAGACUGUGCUGCUGUCAAGGUACCUGAAAGGCAUUGGCAAAGAAGCCGGUUUCUCUACGAUGAGAAAAGAUUUGCUUAUUUGAAGCCUUUUGCCUGUGAUGCAAAACUUGAAUGGGUGUGUCAGAUUCCAAAAGGCAACACUCCCCAAAUUCCAGACUGGUAUAACCCAGAUCGCCCUGGGAUUCAUGGGCCCCCAGUUAUAAUCGAAGGAAGUGAAUACUGGUUUGUUGCCGAUCCCCACUUAAACUACGAAGAGGCUGUCCUCCACUGUGCAAGCAACCACAGCUUUCUUGCCACGAUAACAUCUUUUACAGGACUAAAAGCUAUCAGAAACAAACUAGCAAAUAUAUCGGGCGAUGAGCAGAAGUGGUGGGUCAAAACGAGUGAGAACCCAAUCGACCAGUACUUCCUGCACUCACGACCCCUGUGGCACCAUUUUCCCAUGACGUUUGGAGAUGAGUGCGUGCACAUGUCAGCCAAGACGUGGCUUCUUGACUUAAGCAAACGAGCAGACUGUAAUGCCAAGUUGCCCUUCAUCUGUGAAAAGUAUAAUGUGUCUUCACUAGAGAAAUACAGUCCAGAUGCCGCAGCUAAAGUACAGUGCACUGGGAAUUGGAUUCCUUUUCGGAAUAAGUGCUUUUUAAAGGUCAAGUCUGAGCCAGUUACGUUUUCUCAAGCAAGUAGCACUUGCCAUUCCUAUGGUGGCACCCUGCCUUCCGUGCUGAGCCGGAGUGAACAAGAUUUUAUUAUAUCUUUGCUUCCGGAAAUGGAAGCCAGUUUAUGGAUUGGUCUGCAAUGGACCGCCUACGAAAGGAUAAACAAGUGGACAGAUGGCAGAGAGCUGACAUAUAGCAACUUCCACCCACUGCUGGCUGGUCGGAGGCUGAGUAUACCAACAAACUUUUUUGAUGAAGAGUCUCACUACCACUGUGCCUUGAUUCUCAAUCUCAGACAGUCACCGCUGACUGGGACCUGGAACUUUACCUCCUGCUCCGAACGCCACUCUCUGUCUCUCUGUCAGAAGUACUCAGAAACUGAAGACAGCCAGCGUCAGAAGAACACCUCAGAAACUGUGAGAUAUCUCAAUAACCUGUACAAAUUCAUCUCGAAGCCUCUGACUUGGCAUGGUGCUCUGAAGGAGUGUCUGAAGGAGAGCAUGCGGCUCGUGAGCAUCACAGACCCGUACCAGCAGGCCUUCCUUGCCGUGCAGGCCACCCUGAGCAACACCUCCUUCUGGAUCGGACUCUCCAGCCAAGAUGAUGAACUCAACUUUGGUUGGUCAGAUGGGAAACAUCUUCAUUUUAGUAACUGGGCUGGAAGCAACGAGCAACUUGAUGACUGUGUGAUAUUAGACACAGAUGGAUUCUGGAAAACAGCUGACUGUGAUGAUAACCAACCGGGUGCCAUUUGCUACUAUCCAGGAAAUGAGACUGCUAAGGAGGUCAAACCAUCUGACGGGACUAAAUGUCCGUCUCCGGUGCAGAGCACCCCAUGGGUACCGUUUCAGAACUCUUGCUACAAUUUCAUGAUAACAAAGAACAGACAUAAGACAGUCACACAGAAGGAAGUGCAGUCUAUGUGCCAGAAACUGCAUCCAAAAGCGCAUAUACUAAGUAUUCGAAAUGAAGAAGAGAAUGAUUUCGUUGUGGAGCAGCUUCUGUACUUCAACUAUAUCGCCUCAUGGGUCAUGUUAGGAAUAACCUACGAAAACAAUUCUUUGACGUGGCUCGAUAAGACGGCAUUGUCCUACAUGCACUGGAGAACGGGAAGACCAGCUGUGAAAAAUCACAAAUUUCUGGCUGGUCUCAGUACUGAUGGCUUCUGGGAUAUUCAACCCUUCAAUGUGGUCGAAGAAACACUCCGUUUUUACCAGCACAGCAUUUUUGCUUGUAAAAUUGAGAUGGUUGACUACAAGGAAGAACACAACAGCACACUGCCACAGUUCAUUCCCUAUGAGGAUGGCAUCUACACUGUUGUUCAGAAGAAGGUGACGUGGUAUGAAGCGUUGAACGCGUGCUCUCAAAGUGGGGGCCAUUUGGCAAGUGUUCACAACCCACAAGGGAAGCUCUUUCUGGAAGAUGUUGCGAACCGUGAUGGAUUCCCUCUCUGGGUUGGGCUCUCGAGUCAUGAUGGAAGUGAAUCAAGUUUCGAGUGGUCCGAUGGCAGUGCGUUCAACUACAUCCCAUGGAAAAGCCCAGAGUCCUCUGGAGACUGUGUCGUCUUAUAUCCGAAAGGAAUUUGGAAACAUGAAAAAUGCCAGUCUGCUAAGGAUGGUGCAAUUUGUUACAAGCCUACAAAACCCAAAGAGCUGUCCUCUCAUAUACACUCAUCAAAAUGUCCAAUGGCAAAAAGGAAUGGUUCCCAAUGGAUCCAGUAUGGGGAUCACUGUUACUCAGCUGACCAGGCAUUGCACAGCUUCUCGGAGGCCAGGCAAUUGUGUCAAGAGCUCGAUCAUUCUGCAACUGUUGUCACCAUAGCAAAUGAAAAUGAGAAUAAAUUUGUGAGCAGGUUGAUAAGGGAGAAUUAUAACAUCACUAUGAGAGUUUGGCUUGGAUUAUCUCAACUUUCACUCGAUCAGUCUUGGAGUUGGUUAGACGGAUUAGAUGUGACAUUUGUCAAAUGGGAAAAUAAAAGUAAGAACGGUGGUGGAAAAUGUAGCAUUUUAGUAGCUUCAAAUGAAACCUGGGAAAAAGUUGAAUGCUCACGUGGCUAUGCAAGAGUCGUCUGCAAAGUCCCUCUGAACUGUCCUUCAUCCACCUGGGUUCAGUUCCAAGGCAGCUGUUACACUUUUCUUGAAGUCACCAUCAAUGUGGAGACCAUAGAGGACAUCAGGAACCAGUGUAUUGGCCAUGGAGCAGACAUGAUAAGUAUACAUAAUGAAGAAGAAAAUGCUUUUAUUUUGGACACUUUACAAAAGCAAUGGAAAGGCCCAGAUGAUCUCCUGCUAGGCAUGUUUUAUGACACUGAUGAUGCAAGUUUCAAGUGGUUUGACAAUUCAAAUAUGACAUUUGACAAGUGGGCAGAUCAAGAUGGUGAGGACCUAGUUGACACAUGUGGUUUUCUAUACACCAAGACAGGUGAAUGGAGAAAAGGAGAUUGUGAAAUUUCUUCAGUGGCAGGAACACUUUGCAAAGCAUCCAUCCCAUAUGACAAGAAAUAUUUACCAGAUAACCACAUUUUAAUAUCAACUCUGGUGAUUGCUAGCACAGUAACUCUGACAGUUCUGGGAGCAAUCAUUUGGUUCCUCUAUAAAAGAAAUGUUUGCUAUGGCCUCACUUUUUCAACUGCGCUGCAACCACCUUACAAUGAUGGCUGUGCUUUGGUAGUUGCAGAUGAUGAGGAAGAUGCUGUUCAGAUGGACUAA